UGCACAAUAACAACGUCGCCGACUAUCCCAACUGAGAAUAAGAAAUGGCGGUGGAGAACGUUACCGGCGCGGAUAUCUUCGCGCUGCCGGAGAUUUGCAUAGCCAACACGCUGUCGUUGACGACGCCUAAGGACGCAUGUCGUCUGUCCCUGGUGGCCUCCAACUUCCGUUCCGCAGCACAAUUCGAAGCCGUCUGGGAAAGGUUCUUGCCUCCCGAUUACCGCGACCUCAUUUCCCGGGCCGCCAACACCGCCGAUUUGCUCGCCUUCACCUCCAAGAAGGAUCUCUAUUUCCACCUCUGCGAUCAUCCCAUAAUUAUUGACUGCGGCACUAAGAGUUUUUCACUAGACAAAGCGAGUGCGAAGAAAUGUUGCAUGUUAGCUGCAAGGUCACUCGACAUUGCUUGGGGCAACGAUCCUAACUAUUGGAGGUGGAUUUCUUUUCCUGGAUCAAGAUUCUCCGAAGUUAAUGAGCUAUUGCAGGUAUGGUGGUUCGAAAUUCGUGGCAGGAUUAGUACAAAGAUGCUGUCUCCAGACACUAACUAUGCAGCAUACCUUGUGUUCAGUGCGAGACAAAACAUCUAUGGCUUUGAAUCCCAACCCGUAGAUGCUUUAUUCAGGAUUAUCGGACAGGACGCUGUAACAAGGAUGGUUUACUUGGAUCCCAAAAGAGCGCUGGUAAGGCCAAGAACCAAGCUUGGUCCGUGGGAAUUGGAUCCGCGUGAAGCAGAGAGGUCAUGGCGAAUGGGGCAACUUGGUCGCCAAACUGGACAGAACGCGAAUCCACCCCCAGAAAACCAUGGCGAAAACCCAAAGGGGAGAGGUGAUAGAUGGAUGGAAGUUGAAUUGGGAGAGAUUUUCAUCAGAGGUAGUGAAGAAGAAGAGUGGGUAGAGAUUAGUUUGAUGGAGGUGCAUGGUGGGCAGCCUAAGGGCGGCAUCAUUGUGCAAGGGAUUGAGAUCAGGCCAAAAUGAGGCCAUGUAUGAAGAAAAAUUAAUGUUCGAUGCAUUCUGAGAAUGAAUUAAUAAUUGGUUCUCGGGAUUCACUCUUAUA
Ipomoea triloba (trilobed morning glory) is the source of this 1050-nucleotide messenger RNA. RefSeq names its product putative F-box protein PP2-B12. NCBI's taxonomy places the organism in Eukaryota, Viridiplantae, Streptophyta, Magnoliopsida, Solanales, Convolvulaceae. The record is from RefSeq and is a predicted model, not a curated record. The coding region runs from base 45 to 971 and encodes 308 amino acids. Gene Ontology annotation, molecular function: protein binding. The transcript is spliced from 3 exons.